AACAUUAAAAAUUAUGCACAUCCUGUGGUUCUUUUCCGGGCUUCUGAAACUAACAGUGAUCACAGUACUAGUAGUGUUGUGGCUACUCUGUUGGAUUCUGGAAAUUUUAUUGUGCAAGAACUGAACUCUGAUGGAACAAUGAAGCAGGUACUGUGGCAAAGUUUUGAUUAUCCUACAGACACCCUUUUGCCAGGCAUGAAAGUAGGAGUUAACCAUAAAAAUGGCCACAUUUGGUUGGUUUCAGCAUGGUCAGGUGUGAACCAACCAGCACCAGGGCCUUUCACCCUUGAUUGGGACCCAAAUGGACGUGAACUGAAAAUAAAGCGACGUGCGGUGGUUUAUUGGACCAGUGGAAUCUUUAGAGAUGGGCAAUUCGAAUUUAUGAAACCUUAUGAUGAAUUGGAUACUCUCAGGUAUAAGUUUAGCAUUGUUUCGAAUGAGAAUGAAGACUACUUCACUUACGCUAGUGCUAGUGUCAAUCAAAGUUAUGGACCACAAUGGGUGCUAAACAUCUUUGGGCGACUCCUUGAUUUAAAUGGAAAUGUUAUUGCACCAGCAGAUCAAUGUUAUGGCUUUAACACCGAUGGAGGGUGCCAGAGACGGGACUAUCCCAGUUGCAGGCAUAUUGGUUACACAUUUGUUGAAAAGAAUGGUUUCUUCAGAUCACUCACAUCCAAUAUGACAACGAAGCAUGAUUCAAAUACAAGUCUCACCCUUAGUGAUUGUAAGGCAGCUUGUUGGGAGGAUUGUGACUGUCUUGGAUUCAUGUUUCUCUUCGAUAAUCAGACUGGAUGCAAAUUUUGGGUUGGAAACUGGACCUUUACUUCACGUGACCUCUUUGGUUAUACAAAUCCAAGCGUUUUUGUCCUAUCUGGAUUAUUUCGCAAUGGAUACUCAAGUAAAUCACAUGUUUCUCCCCCAGAUUUGUUAGUAACUUGUUAUCACUAAGUGCCGAUACAACCAACGAAGACUCAGAUACUAACAGUUGGAUAUGGAUUGGUACUUCCAUUGCUACUGCUCUGU
Rosa chinensis is the source of this 1023-nucleotide messenger RNA. RefSeq names its product G-type lectin S-receptor-like serine/threonine-protein kinase CES101. The annotation marks the transcript as partial. The transcript has 2 exons. Lineage: Eukaryota; Viridiplantae; Streptophyta; Magnoliopsida; Rosales; Rosaceae. The record is from RefSeq and is a predicted model, not a curated record.